GGCCUCGCUGCACAACUCAAGGGCCGUGGGUCUGAAGACGAGUGAUGGUGUGGACUUCUUUCCACAGGUCACAAUCCUCGACUCUAAAAAGAGUAUGAAUAUUGGGAUCUUUCUGAGACAAUUCAAGAGGCCAGUGACUGAUAUUGUGCAGGACAUUCGUCAAGGGAACUGGCUCAGAUUUGGAACAGGCAAACUAAAAGAGCUUUGUAAACUGCUGCCAGAAGAAAGUGAGGUGAAGCAGCUGCUAUCAUUCAGUGGAAACCUCUCUGUGUUACCUGAGGCUGACCAGUUUAUGGUGCAGCUGGUCAAAGUGCCAGGCUAUGUGGAACGCCUAAAAAUGAUGGUGCUGAGGGAGGAAUUCUUUCCUCUUAUGGAGGAGGUGAAGAACUCUUUUGCUGUCAUGACCAAAGCAGCUAAUGAGCUGUUGGACUGCGAUGACCUCCACUCGGUCAUUCGACUAGUAUUAAAAGCCGGGAAUUACAUGAACGCUGGUGGUUACAGUGCCAAUGCCAUUGGCUUCAGGAUGACCUCUCUGCUCAACCUAGCAGACACCAAGGCCAACAAGCCUGGCAUGAACCUCAUGCACUACGUUGCCAAGCAAGCGGAGGACAUCGAUGCUGAGCUGCUGACUUUUCACACCCAGCUUGAAAACAUUGGGAUGGGAUCAAGAAUUUGUAAAGAGGACAUCAUCGCAGACUUUGAGAGGGAAGUCAAGAGGAUCAAGGAAGUGAAACUGUACAGCAGCAGACAGCCUGGUCUCUUACAACAAAUGGAGACAUUCCUCAUGAGGGCCGAGGCGAAGCUGGCCGAUGUGGAGUCCUCUCUUCAGGAGCUAAAGGCUGUGAGCGACGCCGUUGCUGAGUACUACUGUGAAGACCCAGCUACCUUCAAACUGGAGGAGUGCUGCUCCAUCUUUCAUUCAUUCUGCAAGCGCUUUGACACAGCUGUUCAGGAGAACCGAGAGCGAGAGGAAGCAGAGCAGAGACGCAAGCGGAAGGAGAGCAUGCGUAUUGUAGCCAAACGCCGCUCAACAGUGUCCCGCACAGGACCCGAGCCUGAUCAGGACUCCUCCAGCUUGGAGUCAGUCUUGCACAGCUUUCUUUCCACCGUUCCAGAGGGAGUAAGCAGAUGCAGAAAGAAUACACUGCCUGCAAUUGCAGGAUCCCCAUCUGAGUGCAGCUCUCAGACUGUUCCGUCAGUAGACAAAAAUGAGCCUACGCCCCGUAAUAGACAAGAGACACCCGAGAAGAAACAACCCAAAUUGCAGAAAGAGGACAAGGAAAUGGCAGAAGCAGAAAACAAAGAAGAAGCUGAGAAGAUGCGUGAGAUAACUCGGAAGGUGCUUCACUACCAAAAUGGCAAAAGCAGCGCUGAUGGGGACAGAGUGUCAGGCACUCCUCCUCGGUCUAAAACAGCACAAGAUACACCAGCAACCCCAAGUACCCCUCGCUCUACAACAAGAGACUUCUUAUUUACCAACAAUGGGGAUGUCGGCUCCCCGUGGACCAUCCUGAGCCCUUUUACUUGCUCCCCAAGAAACACCUCCCAUCGAAACCGACAAGCACACCUACGCAGACAAUCCUCAAUGCCAGCUGGAGAUGACCUUGAUGAUGGAGUCUGGGAGAGUGACAGAGGCAAUUAUCUCCCCAAUUCUUCCAAUCAGGACAAUCAGACAACUUCAUCUGGGGGUUCUGCGUCCCUUCCUGAGUGCCGCAGUCAGAGAGCUGUGUCGCAGGGUCCAAUCCUCAGGUCUGCCUCCUUGGACGAAACCAGACGAUCUCCAGCAUUCCGGCUGGGAAACUUGUUCCAGAAAGGCACGUCUCAAAGGUCAUACUCCUCUGGAUCAACGACGGAAAGCAUGAGAGAAGAAGGAGCAGGAGUCAGUUCACUGCUUGGCAGGAAGGCAGGGAAUCAGGUCGAGGGUCAAGUGAGCACUUCUGGGUUCAUAUCCUUCUUCAGACGCAUCGGAGGCAGAAAUAAGACUGGUGAUGUGGAGGAACAAAACAUCAGAGUAUCGAAUACUUGAUUCCAAAUUUUAUCUAGAGACAGAGUACAAGCUUUGUCAUUUUUAUGUGUUUGUUUGUCUAUUUUUAUUGUUAAGGUUUUACCCUUCAGUGAGCCCAAAGUAAAGGGGAACUUGCUUUGAACUGUGAAAGUUUUGAUUUUGUGGGAGUCAAACCACAUUCAAAAAUCUUUUUUUUUUCUUUUUUGUC
This is a messenger RNA of Epinephelus moara (kelp grouper), 2213 nucleotides long. RefSeq names its product FH2 domain containing 3 (gene fhdc3). Lineage: Eukaryota; Metazoa; Chordata; Actinopteri; Perciformes; Serranidae. The transcript is spliced from 11 exons. The record is from RefSeq and is a predicted model, not a curated record. Bases 95 to 2026 code for a protein of 643 amino acids.